GCUUGCUGCCACCCAUCACCACCCCCCUCUGCAUCGGUCGGCUCAGGACUUACGGAAACAGGUAAAGUCCAGCAGGGGUGCCUACAUGUGUGCCAGACCCCAGUUUCCCACUUCACUUCACCAAGCUAAAAAUUCAUCUUCAGAGGGCUCAAGAAGCAGGAGGUGAUGCCCAGAAGCAAGACAGGGACAGACAGAGCGCACCUUUGCAUGAGCUGCAGGCGCCUGCACCUUUUGUCCUGCGAAGAUCCAUCAGUUGGAUUUGCAUUCAUCCCUGGGUGCCACUGCAUUCACCAAGAAAGUGAACUCACUUUUUUACUUAAGCCUUCUCCCACCCACCCACCCUGGGCUCCAGAUGAGCGGUAGAGUGGCAGGGAACAUGUUUUUCUCAGGGUAGGUUUUGAAACACACCUGCAAAUGGGAUAGUUCUGUUAAUGGAUGAUCCUGGUCUACUUUUCUGUUCUUUUUGAUGUGACAAGUUAACAUUUCACCACCUGGCCUUUGAAGCAGAAUAUGUGCAUGCUGUGUGCACUGCCGAGCAGUCUGUGGAACUGGGUGUGGCUGGGUGGCACCUCUUCCACUGAAGGCAUUUGAGUCCCAGGCUGUAGCAUCCACAGAGUGUAGGUGGCUGCCACCCUGACCACCUCCUGCCCCUGCCUGUCCUGCGCUGUCCCCCCACCCGCUAUCCCCCAACAGGGCCACAGAUAAUGCCGGUUCUGGUGAGGCAGUUUUGAAGAAUCCCUCAGGGCUUGGCCAUUAUUGCUGUCCAGAUGUUCCCAUUCCUGGACAUUGAUUUCUCACAACCCUAGGGAUGAGUAGUGGGGAUAAGGGCAGGUUCCUGCAGGCACACAGCUGAGGGCUUGUCCCCGGACAGGUGGCAUUUCACUGAUGCCUCGUGCUCCUGUUCCCCCCUCCAUUUUAACAUCCGCUAAGUCAUGGGAUCAUUGAUGAGCUUUCCUCACAGAGUUAAAAAUAGAGGGUUAAAAUCUUCCCUAGAAGAGACUGGAGGCUAUGAUCCUUAAAGGUAGCUUCAGAGGAAGUUGUAGAGGGGACGGAAGAGAUUUCCUGGCUGGCAGUGUUGCAGAGUGACUUACAUGGUUAUUGUGGUGUGAAAAUACUCGAUUUCGUCUUGCGGUAGAGGUGGCCUUUCUCAUUCUUGGUGACGUUGUGGAUAUUUCUCUCUGAACGUGAACAUGUGACUAUAGUCACACAUAGGCAGACAGGUAUGUAUGCAUGCACAUGUGAACCUUUACCUAGCAAAUAGUAUGCAGUUGGGGGGGUGGGCAUGGCAAGAAUCACCACAUUUACAUUUCCACAGUCCACACACACCUAGCACAUAUUAAACACUGGCCACUGUUGGCCAAAACAGACCUCAGUUUUCCCAGAGACAACAGCCACGGUGUGGAAUUGGGCCACACCAUGUGCUCACCUGGCGUCUCUUAACCAUUGGGCCCCGGAUUGUCAGCACUGGAGGCACAAAGCCCAGGGAGGCACCGAGCUUUGGUCCUGGGUCUGUGAUUCUUCACUCCCCCGCUGUUCCCAAUGCUGUUGGUCUGAUGGAGAAUUGUACAGAACUCUCCAAUGUGUAAGGUUUUUGCUCAUGAAAGAGAACAGAAUUAGAAGCAACCCAGGGAGAAAGACAGAAAGACAGUGAUUACACCAUGUGACUGCAUCCUGUCUCCUUUCCCAGAAUCCUAGAGUAGGGUUAAGUUGUUUUUGUUUAUCUUCUAUUCAUCCCACUAUGCUUUUUUGAGUUUUUUUAGUUUACUUGUGGUAAAAUUCUCAUGGGCCACAUCAGAACUGGAGGCCAUAUCCAGGUGAGCUUCCAGAUCUUGCCUUUCUGCCCUGAGAACCCAUCCUUGGGAUGGCGAGGCAGGAAUGAAGGGUGGCAGAGGACCUGAGUCAUGUACAUGUGACUGUUCAUGUUCUCAUGCACGGACAGACACGGGUGCGCACAUCCUCUUGCACGGUCACGAAUAGGGAUGCGUGGGAUACGCCUGUCAUCUCAGCUGGUCAGAGCUCACUCUCAGCACUUGGCCUUCAUUCAGUUCAAGGUUUUCAUUUGUAAGGGGAUGAGAGGAAUUAGUACAGUUGGACAGAGGAAAGAGCUGAGGAGGAACAGAAAGUACUGCCUUAGCCUGGGAUGGCCCUGCCUGCCCCCAUGCUCCAUGGCGUGUUCGUGUGACCUGUUCCCUGUGCAGGAUCUUAGGUGCAGGAAAGAGGUCCUGGGGUGCCCCUCACACAGCCGGCCUCUGUCCUCUGAGUUAGUGCAGGAGUUUCAGCUGCUUCCGGGGCUCAGGGUAGAGUCCUUGCAGGGAGCGCCAUGUGCUCAUGCAGGGCAUCCUGCAGGUGUUGACGGGGAUCCUCUCCUGUCACCCUUUCCCCACUUUCUCCCUCUUCCCUCUCCUCCUCCUUCCCUGUUCCAGUCUAACCAGCCCAGAUGGGUUGACCCAUGGCUCCAGAUUCUAAUUUGGCUCUGACUCUGACCUUCAAUGAGACUUGAGAUGUGAUAUUUAACCUUCCUGGGCCCUAUUAUUCCUUUGGAGCCAGUCUGGCCAACUCCUUAUACCAGGGACAUUGUGAGAAAUAAAAGGAAAAUUUUCAAACCCUCAGAUCCUAUUAGUUAAGUACUCUGAAAAUAAGGUCAGUAAAAGCAAAUUGUAGAUUCCCUUGUGACUGCUUGAUACAAGUGAUUAGACUGUGACCUUUCAUCUUUUCAACUGCAUGAAAGAUAUGGGCCCAGAGGAUACUCUGAUCUUUCAUUUCAAAUAUGAUAUGUGGAUUUUUUUUUGUUAUUGUUCAGCUUAAAAGCAUAAAUGUGACUGUAUUGAAAUGUGGAGGAAUGUAAUUUUUAGGGGGUGCUGCCGAGAAGUGCCUUUGCUCUGCUUGCUAUAAUGAACUGUGUGGGUGCAUGCACCUGUCUUCCAAGUCUAAAACCACUUCCCCUCGUGCGAACUGGGCAAUGCCAUUUGAUAGUGUGUGCGAUUUAUGGAGUCCCUAGAACCCGAGAGUUAGAACACACCAGUGCGUACUUCACCUAAGCCUUUUUCUUGGUGAGAGGGCUCUGGCCCCGGCCGUUUACUCUCGAUUAUACCAAAUGAGCUGUCUUUGUCAUGGAAUGCACAUGCCUGUAUAACAUUGCAUUGUCAUGGGGCUGGGAGUGCCCCUGGGUAAUAAUUUGGUUGUAUGGUAAGGGUCUCACCAAGGAGCAAAUGGUGUUUUUCUGUUGCUUUCCUGCAGUAGUACUUCUGCUUACAUGCAGUGACAGAAAGUAACAAGUUUAGGAUAGUCCAACAGACGAGCUUUAUUUCUAGCAAGGGUUUUGAAGUAUUAGUUUUCCAAGAGAGUCAUGAGCAGGUUUUGUACUUGUGUAGAAAUUUGUGUGGUUUGUAAGCCAGGAUAUUGAACCAGAUGUGGCCACAUGUGAUUCUCAUUUCUUACGCUGAGGCUGAGUGUGAGAAGAAAAUGAUCAACUGGCUAAUCCCACUGGUUUUGCAGGACCUUCCAUUGAGCUAUAGGCUACUGUCACUGAAGAGGUUUUCAUAUGAAAAUGUACAAGCCUUGCAGAAAAAUCCUGCCCUAGUAAGAUUCAGAGAGGGCCAAGGAAUUGAGAAUAUUCUUUUAAAGUUCUGGAAAAUACGGCUAUUGAGAAGGAAACAUAGAAAAUCAUAUUAGUUUUUAAAAAAGUUAAAGGUUUUCUUCUCAUGACAUUAUUUUGUCAUUUGAAUUGCACUUGCUGGUGGUGGGGUAUUUGUGACUCAGUUACAUUGCCUUCAGUGGGAGGAGAGGUUAUAGGUACAUCUAGAUUGCCCAGUGGAACCCAGGCAUCUCUUUUAGAGCACAUUUGCCUUGGCCUUGGCCUUGGCUAGGAGGCUCCUGCCCAUCUGCUGCUGCGGUCAGUGUUUGAGCAGGCUGCUCCUCCCCUUCCAUAACUCACUGUCUGUCCAGUGCAUUUCGCUUCUGUUUAGGCUCUUUGUUUUUGAUUCAAGUUUUAAAGUGCAAAUGGACUACCCCCAGCCACCAACUGUUUCUCUCUCUGGGCCUCUGGUUCUGUUUUGAAAGGCUGGCAGAGGCCUCGGCUCAACGGCUCCCUCUCGUGGAGAAGAAGAACUUGCCAGUGAAUCUGAGGUUGAACUGAGGACAGCGUCAUAAUCUUGAACGACUAAAACAUUUUUGCUUAGUUAACCAAAAACAUCAGAGUCAUUUCUCAUCUUCUGCUCUGCCUUGGAAGUGCAUGUUUCUCCUUUUCAUCUGUCAUCAUACUGAGUUGAUUUAAAUAUUGUGUGUGUCGGUGGUGGGGUGGAGAAAAACCCAUAAGGAUGGAGGGGAGAGAUUUUAUAUUCUUAAAGCAAGCACACAGAGUGUGGAUUGGGUACAGUUUUUAAGAUGGAAUUUCUGUUAUUAAGAACAAAGUCAGGUAGGAACGUUUGAUGUCCUGGACUUUCAUAUCUCUCACCUUAUAUCCCUUCUGCAAGAAGAAUGAGGUAUUGUUGCCAGUACUCAUCUGGCCGAACGUAACUUGAAAAUGCUCUCAACCUUGCCUGUUAAAUUGAAACCAUUCUCUUAUGACUAGGAGGGAUUGCUUUAAUAUCUCAUGGCCGUGUGCCUGGGAUCACCUGAGAUACAGGUGACGGAUGGCUGUGGGCCAAGGAGCACACGCUGCAGACACCUCACUUUCUGCAGAGCUGGGUUGGGGGCUGGGGGCAAUGGGCUGAGAAGCCAGAAAUCCACAACAGAGCUGAGAGAAGGAGUAACUUCAAGCACUUAUGUAUAAAGCUGCUCAGCUGAAAUGUAUUGUCAUUCAAUGGAGGGUCCUGCUGUAGCCCACGUCGGCGCUAAUUCUUCAGUGAGUUCAGAUGACUUCCUGUGUGUGCUCUUCUGUGGAAUCCCUCAGGACGUGCAGCGGUGGCCUUCCUUGUAGUGCACUGGCUGCAUAACUGGGGCUGUGUGGUUUUAAUUGAUACAGAGGUGGGUUGAGGGAGACCUUCGGUAACAAGGUAAGACAAUGCCUUCCUCCAUUCUUCUGUUUCCUUUUGUACUGAUUAAGUGUUGGCUCCUUAUAGACAAGUCCAGGCCAGGAAAAGGGGUGUCCUUUUGUUAGAUUGGUGGGUCCCAGGUUUCCCCACAAUGGUGGUGCUGGCUGGGUUGUUGGUUCUGUUUUAUUUCUCCCUUUUAGGACACAUGGAGCAGCUUAAGGGGCUUCCUAUGUUAGCUUUUCAGCUCCCCUGUGGCCUCUCGUGGUGGGCAUAGAACACGGACCCUCUGGGUUUCGAGGAGGAAGAUGGCCAGUGACACUUGCCUUUUUCAGUCUUCGUAAUUGUUUGAACUUCGCUGGUCUGUGUUGUGGGUGAGAUCCAUCUAGUCUUUGAGCUUGUUAUAUGGGCAUGCGUGUGUGAUAUCUGGGUGGAUACUGUUGAAGAUAACUCCUAUAAUAAGAAGGAAAAUAUUGCAACUCAUUUCUCUCAUAAAGCAAGUUAUUUGAAUGUAUACCUUGCCAAUAAUUCAGUAUUUAGGUUUUCAGAAAGAUGUAAACAAGGUGUUCCUUUUGCCAUUGAAGAUAGUGAUAUAUAGAAUUCAGCUGUGUUGAAAAUUUACUUCCCUGUAGCAUUGCUAGCCAUGAACUCAGGUGCCCCCGAGAAGCCAGAAUGGAUGGAACCAAAGGCCUUACACUCUUAUUUGAGAUAGAAUAUGAGAGACAUAGCACUCUGGUAUUUGGACAGCGGUGUUAGGGAAGGGUAGGGUCCACGGAUUUGUGGGAACACUGAGACAUCUGAGGCUUUUAAACACUGAUUCCCUUUCUUGAUCCUCACCAAUUAGCACAGAAUCUAGAGGGAAGGGAUUUACAUUAUUUUGAAGCUCCCCUAAGGGUUUUAGGGGUGCCAGGUUUGGAAAACACUGAACUAAACCUCAGCAAGUAGUGGUGGCUGAUGCCUGAACCUCACAGGAGUUGGGUUAUGUCCGGCACCAUCUGGAGUUUGCCAUUUUGAUUAGCGAUAUACGAAGCCGCACUGUGUCCGUCUCCUUAAGGAGACUCUUGUGCUGGGAGUAGGGCUGAAACAGAUUGCACCCCUACAGGUUAAAAGGAGAUUGAGCCAACUGUAGAGGUGUUGUCUUUUGCUGUCUGAACCUGAGAUAGAGCCCUUCCCCAAGGUCCUGGAUUCCCUGAGGCCCAUUCCCCCACCCCCACCCAGCCCCACCAGCCUUUGUUGCUGGAAAUAAAGAUCAGCCCCAGCUGGAGUUUACUGUUUGCUUUUGUUUUUCUAAAUGUUUUGUCUUGUUUUGGUUUUAGUGGAAGCAUUUGAAAGAACAAUUAAAACUAAGAGAUUUGCAUUCCUCACUAUACCUCCUCUUGCAGAUUAACAGUACUUACCACGGAAUAUUUCUGUUUGUCCUUACCCCUGGUUUUAUAAAUCUGUUUUAAAUUUAUCAUUGCCAGGUGCUUUUUUUCCUCUCCAAAAGGGUUUCGCAUUAUUUAUUCCAGACCGUCUGUCAGUCCCACUUUUUUUAUGGGUGACUCAUGGUUUAAGAGCCAGAGUGUGAUUCCUGGGUCUUCGCUUCUGCCUCUUCAUGGGGCCUGAGAUCUGGCUCUAGGAAUGAGGCCUCCAUGGGCCUGGCUCCUAAGAGAUGAUGUCCUACCAAGAAUUUGUGGCUUUGAUUGGACUGCACUUAAUUGGUGGCAUAUAGAGAAAUACAGGUCUCAGUGGCUUCUUUCCUUUUUGAUUUUUAUAAACUUCACUGAUACUUCAUUCAGUGGUUCCAAGCGCGGUCCCCAGGUCAGCACACAGCAUCACCUGGGACUUGGUUAGAAAUGCACAUUCUCAGUCCCAUCCCAGACCCUCUGACUUGGACACUCUGCCGGUAGGGCCCAGUGAUGUGUUUACAUCAGCCCUCUAGGGGAUGCUGAGAGCCACUGGUUUGGAUGUUUUUGGCAAGUCUUUUUUUUUUUUUUUUUUUUGAGACAAGAGUCUCGCCCAGGCUGGAGUGCAGUGGCAUGAUCUCGGUUCACUGCAAACUCCACCUCCUGGGUUCACGCCGUUCUUCUGCCUCAGCCUCCCAAGUAGCUGGGACUACAGGCGCACACCGCCACACCCAGCUAAUUUUUUGUAUUUUUAGUAGAGACGGGGUUUCACCGUGUUAGCCAGUAUGGUGUCAAUCUCCUGACCUUGUGAUCCACCCGCCUCGGCCUCCCAAAGUGCUGGGAUUACAGGCGCCUUUGGGAAGUUUCAUUCCAUGCCCCACCCCCACUUAAGGGGGGUCCUGGGCCAGGCCUAGGUUUAGUACAAAGGUCACUAAGACUCAUUACCCGCCAUCUGGGGACCUUCGUCCCCAUGUGACAGCAGCCUGCACAGCCUUGUGGUGGCACUGGUGUUUCAGUACCCUCUGGGCCAUCACUGCAUGUGGCCAGCUCUCCUGACCAGGAAGUGCAGGCUCCCCCGACCCUGGCACCUUCCUCUCGGGCUGUUGGGGAGAAGAGGGGGCUAGUAUUCUGUGUUUCUCAGUAAUUUUGUGAUUUUUAGGCUUCUUCCUUUGGAGAUGGUGGUGGUUAUAAAACCCUGAAGUCCCUGACUUUAACCUCAUAUCAUAGACGAAAAGUAAUGCCCAAGGUGUUAAGUGAUGGGGCAGUGGCCACAUUGUGACGCAGAGAAGACAUCUUCUCGAAACCAGCAUGUCUGGCAGCAGCCCAUUGGGGUCCCUUCAUUAUUCUUGUUUGAAGCUUGUGCAUUUCUAGUGUCUGCCAUUGUCGCUCCCCAUUUUCGCUGACGUUUGUGUGUCCCAAGAUUACCACGGCGUCCAAGCUGUAAGACUGUCUCUGUUUGCCCAGGUCCCAUAGAACCUGAUGGGAAAGUUUGUCCAGGGUGGAAGAUACAUGGGACAGUUUGUAAACGGUGGGAAAAUAUAGGAAGCGCGUGUGCAGACGAGGGUUGGCAUGUGUUGCUUCAACAGUGAGGUCGGGGCAUCCCUCUUCCAUCCAGCCUGGCCCUGUCCAGGGCUCGUCUCCACAAGGAAAGCAGACAGCAGCUGCUGACAGUUUGCAGCCACACCUCUGGGCCUGGCCUGCCACCCGGAGCCAAACCACAUGAGCACUGCUGUUCUUUUGCUUCCAUAGUAUUUUUGUUUUCCUUCUUUUUUUAGCCAUAGAUUUCUAAAUCCUGUGGGCAGGUCAUGCUGCUAUGUGGAGCACAGAAAUAGCAGACAUGACUUUUCUUGGAACAGGGAUAUGUGUGUGUGUCUGUCUCCACUUCCCCCAAGGAAGCAGGAUCUUGCUGUCAUCAACUCUGAGAAGCUCAGGACAGGUGAUUGCAUGGCACGUGGGGAGGUCUUCAUUGUGAAACACCAAAUUUCCUGGAAGAGCAAUGGGAACGUGAAAAUGCACCCAGGAAACCCCGCUAGGAAGCGCCUGGGGCAGUUUGCAUACUUCUGUGACGAAGGAUAGGUUUCUAAGGUAAACGGAGUCACUCGAAUGUCAUCUCUGGGUGCAGGUGUAACCAGUGCCAAAAAGAUGCGCGAGGUCAGACCUUCACCAUCCAAAACUGUGAAGUACACUGCCACGGUGACGAAGGGGGCUGUCACAUACACCAAAGCCAAGAGAGAACUGGUCAAGGACACCAAACCCAAUCACCACAAGCCCAGUUCCGCUGUCAACCACACAAUCUCAGGGAAAACUGAAAGUAGCAAUGCAAAAACCCGCAAACAGGUGCUAUCCCUCGGGGGGGCGUCCAAGUCCACUGGGCCCGCCGUCAAUGGCCUCAAGGUCAGUGGCAGGUUGAACCCAAAGUCAUGCACUAAGGAGGUGGGGGGGCGGCAGCUGCGGGAGGGCCUGCAGCUGCGGGAGGGGCUGCGGAACUCCAAGAGGAGACUGGAAGAGGCACACCAGGCGGAGAAGCCGCAGUCGCCCCCCAAGAAGAUGAAAGGGGCGGCUGGCCCCGCCGAAGGCCCUGGCAAGAAGGCCCCGGCCGAGAGAGGUCUGCUGAACGGACACGUGAAGAAGGAAGUGCCGGAGCGCAGUCUGGAGAGGAAUCGGCCGAAGCGGGCCACGGCCGGGAAGAGCACGCCAGGCAGACAAGCACAUGGCAAGGCGGACAGCGCCUCCUGUGAAAAUCGUUCUACCUCGCAACCGGAGUCCGUGCACAAGCCGCAGGACUCGGGCAAGGCCGAGAAGGGCGGCGGCAAGGCCGGGUGGGCGGCCAUGGACGAGAUCCCCGUCCUCAGGCCCUCCGCCAAGGAGUUCCACGAUCCGCUCAUCUACAUCGAGUCGGUCCGCGCUCAGGUGGAGAAGUUCGGGAUGUGCAGGGUGAUCCCCCCUCCGGACUGGCGGCCCGAGUGCAAGCUCAACGAUGAGAUGCGGUUUGUCACGCAGAUUCAGCACAUCCACAAGCUGGGCCGGCGCUGGGGCCCCAACGUGCAGCGGCUGGCCUGCAUCAAGAAGCACCUCAAAUCUCAGGGCAUCACCAUGGACGAGCUCCCGCUCAUAGGGGGCUGUGAGCUCGACCUGGCCUGCUUUUUCCGGCUGAUUAAUGAGAUGGGCGGCAUGCAGCAAGUGACUGACCUCAAAAAAUGGAACAAACUAGCAGACAUGCUGCGCAUCCCCAGAACUGCCCAGGACCGGCUGGCCAAGCUGCAGGAGGCCUACUGCCAGUACCUACUCUCCUACGACUCCCUGUCCCCAGAGGAGCACCGGCGGCUGGAGAAGGAGGUGCUGAUGGAGAAGGAGAUCCUGGAGAAGCGCAAGGGGCCGCUGGAAGGCCACACAGAGAACGACCACCACAAGUUCCACCCUCUGCCCCGCUUCGAGCCCAAGAAUGGGCUCAUCCACGGCGUGGCCCCCAGGAACGGCUUCCGCAGCAAGCUCAAGGAGGUGGGCCAGGCCCAGUUGAAGACUGGCCGGCGGCGACUCUUCGCUCAGGAAAAAGAAGUGGUCAAGGAAGAGGAGGAGGACAAAGGCGUCCUCAAUGACUUCCACAAGUGCAUCUAUAAGGGAAGGUCUGUUUCUCUAACAACUUUUUAUCGAACAGCGAGGAAUAUCAUGAGCAUGUGUUUCAGCAAGGAGCCUGCCCCAGCCGAAAUCGAGCAAGAGUACUGGAGGCUAGUGGAAGAGAAGGACUGCCACGUGGCAGUGCACUGCGGCAAGGUGGACACCAACACUCACGGCAGUGGAUUCCCAGUAGGAAAAUCAGAACCCUUUUCGAGGCAUGGAUGGAACCUCACCGUCCUCCCCAAUAACACAGGGUCCAUCCUGCGUCACCUCGGUGCUGUGCCUGGAGUGACUAUUCCCUGGCUAAAUAUUGGCAUGGUCUUUUCUACCUCAUGCUGGUCUCGAGACCAAAAUCACCUUCCAUACAUUGACUACUUACACACUGGUGCUGACUGCAUUUGGUAUUGCAUUCCUGCUGAGGAGGAGAACAAGCUGGAAGAUGUGGUCCACACCCUGCUGCAAGCCAAUGGCACCCCAGGGCUGCAGAUGCUGGAAAGCAACGUCAUGAUCUCCCCGGAGGUGCUGUGCAAAGAGGGGAUCAAGGUGCACAGGACCGUGCAGCAGAGUGGCCAGUUUGUCGUCUGCUUCCCGGGAUCCUUUGUGUCCAAAGUGUGCUGUGGGUACAGCGUGUCUGAAACCGUGCACUUUGCUACCACCCAGUGGACAAGUAUGGGCUUUGAGACCGCCAAGGAAAUGAAGCGUCGCCAUAUAGCUAAGCCAUUCUCCAUGGAGAAGUUACUCUACCAGAUUGCACAAGCAGAAGCAAAAAAAGAAAACGGUCCCACUCUCAGUACCAUCUCAGCCCUCCUGGAUGAGCUCAGGGAUACAGAGCUGCGGCAGCGCAGGCAGCUGUUCGAGGCUGGCCUCCACUCCUCCGCACGCUAUGGCAGCCACGAUGGCAGCAGCACGGUGGCGGACGGGAAGAAAAAGCCUCGAAAGUGGCUGCAGUUGGAGACGUCAGAGAGGAGGUGUCAGAUCUGCCAGCACCUGUGCUACCUGUCCAUGGUGGUACAAGAGAACGAAAACGUCGUGUUCUGUCUGGAGUGUGCUCUGCGCCACGUGGAGAAACAGAAGUCCUGCCGAGGGCUGAAGUUGAUGUACCGCUACGAUGAGGAACAGAUUAUCAGUCUGGUCAAUCAGAUCUGCGGCAAAGUGUCUGGUAAAAACGGCAGCAUUGAGAACUGUCUCAGUAAACCCACACCAAAAAGAGGUCCCCGCAAGAGAGCGACAGUGGACGUGCCCCCCUCCCGUCUGUCAGCCUCCAGUUCAUCCAAAAGUGCUUCGAGCUCAUCAUGAAGAUGCCAACGCCCGUGGUCGAUUUAUAUAUAUUUUUUUGUAAUUAUUAUAUUCUAGUUUGGAGUACUUGCUGUAGGAUUCAAGCUGUCUUUGCACUAGCUCUAAAGAAGAUUUUCUUCUGGUUUUAGAGAACUAAUUUUGUUUUAGCAUUAAACUGUUGAACUUUUUUUUGUACUUAGAAAACCUAGAUACUGCAGUCAGAUUUUGGAAACUGCCGUAUAGUCACUGUUUUAAAAACCCCGGAGGGGCUGUAUUAAUUUGUAUUGCCCCAUGGCUGACAAAAGCCUUUUUUUUUGGUUUUGAUUUUUUUUUUUUUGUAACUGUUGGGGGGAAAAAGGCUUUUUAACCCAUUUUUGAAGAGGGUGAAGUUUGGAGAACAAAUUUAAAAACCAUCAGUCAUGUGAGCAGAUUUUUUAGAAGGGAUAGGAGACACACGCGCACACACACACACACACGAAACUUGAAAUGGCUUUGCUUUGGCUGUCGUCUUCUGCCGUGUGCCAGAUGAGCUUGUGAUCUGGGAAGCCGGGGCACCCCCGUUUUGUUUCUCUGGGCGGUUGUGGCAGCUGAAGGCGGACGUUGUUUCCUAACCAUAGGUGGAACGAGGAGACGGGAGCGAGUGGGCUCUCCACCAGCACAUCACUAUGCAUCUGUUCCAGGAAAGAAGAAAAGCGAGCGAGGAAGACGGAAAAGACUGCCUGCCUUGGAGGGGUCACAUGAGGGAGACCUGUGCCUGAUUUCAUUAGGAAAUCCAUUCUGUUAUUUUUUGGUGCUGUUGGCUACUUUAUCAAAAAACCCUUCAAUAGCAUCCUUAAGAUUUAAAAAAAAAAAAAAAAAAAAGGAAAAAAAAGUGAUGGAAGCCGUAAGUGCUUCUUUGUCAUCGACGUGCAAUCUUUCUAACAUUCCAUCUCCAUCUCACCGCUUCUUGUUUGACACCUUCACAAGUCAGCAUUAAUCUUUCUUUUAAAACUUGUUUCAUUUAUGAUCAUGUAGAGAGCCACUAGGAGGCCUGCAGUUAUUUUUGAAUGUGAAAAUGCAUUUGCGUUCAUCUUGUCUAUUUUUUCUCUUCAUGUUGUAACAAAAAGGAAAAAAGAAAAAAAAAUCCCAUCCCUUUUGUACAUAUGCCUGUAAAUUGUUUUAAAUACUUGAGCCUUUUUCUCGGUGGGGGGUGGGGAGGGGGGUGAGAAGACAAGAUGAAGAAAAGCCUUACAUUUCAGUUUCUUCAUCGGUUGGAUUGGAUGCUUACAGGGUUUUUCUUGUAACAUUUAUAAGUGCUGCUUACAUCACUGAACAACAACAAAAAAAUAAUAAUGGAGUAGCUGUUGCCCUUCUCCGGUUGUGUGUACAGUAUGUGUGGAAUAAAAAAGGGAAACUGUUUUCACAAGCUGUUCUUUGUUUCAUAAUUGGAUUCAUCAAUCCCGUAGCUACCCAUAUUGCACUGAGCUUGCCAGUGGUGACUGCCAGGAACGUCCUAUGAUCCACUUUGUUGGUUGUUGUUGCAGAAGACUGAACUGUUUUGGAAUAUUUAACAAUUACAGAAACAGUCAAGUGUUUUCCAAUGUGGUUGUCCGGUUUCUAUGGCCUUGCUGUGUACUUUCCCUCUUUUUGACAGUAAACUUCUGCCUAUGGCUUACAGUUUGACAUUUAAUUUAUUAGCGCUGCUCUGCACCCCUCCCUUGGGAGGGAGACUUCAUGUGGUUUAUUGCGAGUUUUUUGUUUACUUUUCAGGUUUGUACUACAAGGUUUAAUAAUAAAAACAAAGUUUUUUGGACAUUUGUCUGUCUUGUGGAA
Homo sapiens (human) is the source of this 13057-nucleotide messenger RNA. It is a transcript of the gene JARID2, whose product is annotated as jumonji and AT-rich interaction domain containing 2. Gene Ontology annotation, biological process: facultative heterochromatin formation; animal gross anatomical part developmental process; stem cell differentiation. Gene Ontology annotation, cellular component: nucleus; ribonucleoprotein complex; histone methyltransferase complex. The record is from RefSeq and is a predicted model, not a curated record. Gene Ontology annotation, molecular function: chromatin binding; ubiquitin-modified histone reader activity; DNA binding. NCBI's taxonomy places the organism in Eukaryota, Metazoa, Chordata, Mammalia, Primates, Hominidae. Bases 8459 to 11266 code for a protein of 935 amino acids. The transcript is spliced from 13 exons.